Molecule: messenger RNA, 1729 nt
Organism: Sorghum bicolor (sorghum)
Lineage: Eukaryota; Viridiplantae; Streptophyta; Magnoliopsida; Poales; Poaceae
Product: thylakoid membrane protein TERC, chloroplastic
Exons: 14
Coding region: 98-1240 (380 amino acids)
Cellular component (GO): membrane
Source: RefSeq, a predicted model, not a curated record
CAGCCGGUGUGGCUGAGCUCUCCGCCUCCACCCGCGCGGCCGUACGCUCCCGAGCUCCCACUCGUCGCGGAGCCCCCGACCGAGCUCGUCGCGGGCGAUGGCUUCGGCGGUGGCGGCUUCGACCGCCACGCGGUUUCUCCCGCGGCGAACGGACCCGUGGUGGCCGCCGCGUCGUGCGCGCGCGGCGCUCCCGCCGCUCACGUGGCGGCCUCCAGCGGUCACGGUGGUCGCCGCGUCGUUCCGCCCUGGGGAAGCGGAAGGUGGGAGGCGCGGGAGGACGCGGAGGCGCCGCGCCAGGAGGGCGGAACAGGAGGAAGGCGUCUCGCUAAGCUCUGAAAAGGAGACGGUAAAUUCUACUCCACGUGCUCAAACCAACAAGGGUGUGGAGCCCGUACCGGUGUCCAGCACGAACAGGAAAGGUGCCAUUAGAAGGGUGACACUGGUGGUUCUCGCUGCGGUGGUUUUUGGAGUUAGCAUUGCCUUGAGGGAUGGGGCUGAGAAGGCAUCAGAGUAUUUUGCGGGGUAUUUGUUGGAACAGAGUUUGUCGGUGGACAAUCUCUUUGUUUUUGUUCUGGUCUUUAAGUAUUUCCAAGUGCCAAAGGAAUACCAGAAUCGAGUACUUUCUUAUGGUAUUGCUGGAGCUGUGGUCUUUCGGGCUGUGAUGAUCAUCCUAGGAACAGCUACCAUCCAGAAAUUUGAGGCGGUGAACUUGCUGUUGGCUUUGAUCCUGUUAUUCACUUCUUACAAGCUAUUUGCUAAAGAAGAAGAAGAAUCUGAUCUAUCCGACAACUUCAUUGUGAAAACAUGCCAAAAGUUCAUUCCAGUCACUGAUUAUUAUGAUGGUGAUCAGUUUUUCAUAAUUCAAGAUGGUUUGUGGAAAGCUACACCAUUGCUCUUGACUUUGGCAGUGAUUGAACUGAGUGAUAUUGCUUUUGCCAUUGACUCAAUACCAGCAGUUUUUGGUGUCACAAGGGAUCCACUUAUAAUACUAUCAUCAAAUAUUUUUGCUAUUGCUGGUUUGCGGUCGCUUUAUGUGCUCAUUUCUGAAAGCAUGGGUGAAUUGGAGUAUCUACAGCCUGCCAUUGGUAUCGUGUUGGGCUUUAUAGGGACAAAGAUGACCUUUGACUUUUUUGGUUAUCAUAUACCAACAGAAGCUUCGCUUGCUAUUGUAACUACCUGUCUUAGUGGAGGCGUCAUAUUAAGUCUUAGGAAAGCAUCAAAAGAGGAGGGGGACAAGUAGACCGAUGCAACAGCACAUGCAGUUUGGUGCAUUCACUGUUCAGUUUACAUGAACAGAGGUAGAAGGACUUGCAGGCACUUGCAAUCUGCAUAAGGGUUGCACUAGUGGUGCCUCCACCACUUAGCUGACUGACUGACUUGAAAGCAAUUUAGCUGAUGGCUGCGAUCUCAGUAUAGAAUCACAGAUAUGAUCAAUGCAAAUCAUGGCAAUGCCAUUGGUGCCUGAUCCUAAUCUGGACGUUCCACGAGCUUCGUUCUGAACCAAAAGGUUUUGGGGCCACGUUAUGGUGAGUGGCCCUAUUGAAGACUGCAGCAUGAAGAGCUAGGAUUCCCCUCCUUGUAAUGUCUGUUUCUUUUUAACCUAGCACACAGUAUAUUCUGAACAUGAUGGAUUAUGAGCCUUGGUUUUACAGUGUAUCUCAAACAAUGAUAUGCCGUAUGCUCAAGCUUUCUACAUUAUAACUGUAUGAAAUUUAAUCACUAUAUUUCA